This is a messenger RNA of Rana temporaria (common frog), 2003 nucleotides long. It is a transcript of the gene JAM3, whose product is annotated as junctional adhesion molecule 3. The record is from RefSeq and is a predicted model, not a curated record. NCBI's taxonomy places the organism in Eukaryota, Metazoa, Chordata, Amphibia, Anura, Ranidae. Gene Ontology annotation, molecular function: protein homodimerization activity; protein heterodimerization activity. The transcript has 9 exons. Gene Ontology annotation, biological process: angiogenesis; cell adhesion. Bases 56 to 961 code for a protein of 301 amino acids.
AUAGCAGACCAAUGGACAGGGGUGGGCGGAGCUUAGUACAUCCUCGGGGCAGAAGAUGGCGGCGCGGAGAGUUUCGGGGCUUCUUUUCCUCCUAUUGCGGGGUUGCGUUGUGCUGGCAGUGGAGCUCACUACACUUAACACAAAUCCCGAGGUUCAAGAAUAUCAGAGAGUGGAGCUUUCUUGUAUCAUUAAAAACAGCAACACCAAUGACCCGCGCAUCGAAUGGAAGAAGACUCGUAAUAAUGAGACCACCUAUGUCUUUUUUGAAAAUAAUAUUCAAGGAGACUUAAAAGGUCGUGGUGAAGUUCAGUCCCAAAGCUCGUUGGUUAUAUCUAAUGCCAGCCGGACCGACAGCGGAACAUAUCGCUGCGAAGUGGCCGCCGUGGACGACCAUAAGAAUUUAGCAGAGAUUAUCAUUAAUCUCACUGUCAAAGUAAAACCAGUGACUCCCCAGUGCCGAGUGCCCAAGUCUGUCCCAGUGGGAAAGUCUGCCAUUCUGUAUUGCCAGGAGAAAGAAGGUUACCCCAAUUCUGUGUAUCGAUGGUAUCGCAAUACCGACGCACUGCCUGACGACUCGAAAACCAGCCCAAAAUUUGUCAAUUCAUCUUUUACCUCAAACACCAAUACUGGAACCUUGGUAUUUUCUUCAGUAAAUAAAGGAGACAUGGGACUGUACUACUGUGUGGCCAGAAAUUCUGCCGGGACUGCUCGUUGUGAUUCUCAGCUCCUGGAAGUGUAUGAUCUGAACAUUGCCGGCAUUGUUGGAGGUAUCCUAGUGGUGGUGGUGGUGCUGACCUUGAUCACUGUUGGCAUGUGUUGUGCCUAUCGUAAAGGCUACUUUUCCACCAGCAGUGGAGGCAACGGGCAAAGCUACAAGAAUUCUGCUAAGCCGGACGCUAUGAACUAUCUGCGGUCAAACGAUGAGGGCGACUUCCGACAUAAAUCUUCCUUUGUCAUCUGAGGCAUUGCUCCAGUAAGAAGCUUGGCGAAAUAAAAACUUGCACUGAAUUGGAGAAGACCGCACCUCACGAUGAAAUAUUCAUGUGUUGCCAAAGUCCAAGCAGCCCAUCCUCCGCUGGAAGCGCGAACUUCCCGCCAUGUGUGGGUGUGUCUGUACCGUUUACAGUAUUAGCCAGAUCACUGCCAAAUAUAAAGCGUUUUUAGUUUCCAGGAAUUCACUGAAGCCGUUUGCAGAAAGUUGUCACGAGAUGAACUUAAGUCACUUCAUCCAAAAAAAUAAAAUAAAAAUGAAAGCACAGAUGAACUACUGAACAUCAGGAAGGGGGCGACGCUGACCCUCCCAGGCACUGCUGGGGCAAAUGGGAUUUCCGAUCCCAGAGAAGCGAUCUGUUAUGGUUCGUCAGCUGGAAGAUUUAUUUUUCCCCACAGUCCUAGGGAUACGGAGCCCCGUACUGAGUCCGGUGAAAAGUGACACUUUGCUGCCCUCUGCUGGUUGUGUCAGCAAUAUAUUGUUUGUCAUUGGUAUGAGUAAGCUGGCUAUGAUUUUUCUAUUUUUCUGUUCUAAUAACAUUCAGUGUUUGUGGAGAGUAUUUUUAUACAUGUAAAUUUGUAAUAAUAGGAAAAAUAUUGGGAUAGGCCAGAUAUGUGUUUGGGGAGGGAAGUGGGGGAUGUACCCGGUGCAGCCGAUUUGCACCAAGAUAAUUAUUUGUAGCGUUGGGAGGGAAAUGUAGAAGUGACCAGGACACUGGGAAGUAAUGGGCACAUUGGUAGCAUCACUGCGGCUGCCUUUCCAGCUGUCUCUCACUGUAUAUAUUAUUAAACUAAGGAAACGGUUAUUCACAGGCUUUCCAUUGUAAAGGAAAAAAGCUAUGUUUGAAUUUAAUUUGGGAAAGAAACACAGAAUGGACAAAGGAAAUGCUUCAUAUUGAUGACUUUUUUUUUUUUUACAAUGUAUGACAUGGAGCCAAAUAUUGUACAUUAUUGUGCAGUUAUCGGUGGAGGAAGUGAAAAUUUGUUUUAUAAAUAUGUUCUUUACUCUCUAA